GUUCGACAGUCACUAAAUUUUAAAUGAAACCGGAGCCAAUUUUUAUUACCAUUCAAGGAGGUGUCAAUUAAUGAGAACAAAAUUUCUCUCUUCAAUAUAUUUUCUCUGGUCUAUUCGAGCCUUUUAUGUUGGAAAUUGACGACAACCAUGGCGUCACUAGAAACAAUCCACGUCCCAGUCCUGAUAGUUGGCGGCGGUAUUGUUGGUCUCAGCGCUUCUCUAUUUCUUUCACACCAAGGCGUAAACUCAUUACUGAUUGAGCGGCACUCAGGAACAUCGAUCCAUCCCCGAGCGCGUAGCGUCAAUGCACGAACAAUGGAAAUUUUCCGCACUAUAGGGCUGUCUGAUCUGGUCCGUGAGGCUGGAGCUUCGUUAGCGCCUACCUGGGGUAUUUAUUCCGGAACUUCUCUUAAAUCUGUCAUUGAGACAAAACCACGGAGAGAGAAUCGAAAGGGGGCGUCGCUGGUUCGAUCAGCAGAAAUCGGUCCGGAGGACGGUGUAUUCGUUACCCAGGAUAUGCUCGAGCCGGUGAUUCUGAAGGCGGCGAGGGAGAUAGGUGGAGAUGUGAGAUUUUACUCAGAAUGCACAGAUGUGGAACAAUAUGAGGAAUAUGUGACUGCUAGAAUUAGGAAUCGAGAGACAGGCAAUAGUAUAAAGGUGACUGCGGACUAUCUCAUAGCAGCAGACGGAGCCAACUCUCCAAUCCGCUCACAACUUGGUGUUACAACGACAGGCCGUGGCACGAUGGGCAAUUUACUCAAUAUUUUAUUUCAUGCAGACCUCAAGGACAUAGUUCUUAACCGUGAAUUCAGUCUCUGUUCGAUUGACUCUCCAGAGGUCGUCGGCAUUCUUACAUCAAUUAACAACAGCGACCGCUGGGUGUUUCAUCUAAAUUAUGACCCUUCCAAAGGCGAAAAACCAGCAGAUUACCCUCCUGAUAGAUGUAAGGAGCUACUAAGGAUUGCAUUGGGCCUACCAGAUAUCAAGAUCGAUAUAGUAUCAAUCUUACCGUGGCAGCCUGCUGUUCGAGUUGUCACCAAACUACAGCACGGCCGUAUCUUCUUUGCAGGGGAUGCGGCCCAUCAAAUGCCCCCAUAUGGCGGACAGGGAGCGAAUACUGGUAUCUCAGAUGCGUAUAAUUUAGCCUGGAAGCUAUCUUUCGUUCUAAAUGGCUAUGCCAAUUCCAGACUACUCCAGACCUUCGAUACAGAGAGGCUUCCAGUCGGUAAAACUGCAGCGGAAGCGUCUGCUGGACCUGCAGACGACCGCGGUCUAAUCUCCAUAAAACGAGAUUUAAGAACAAUCAUGGGAUGGACAAGAAUCAUCCCUCUAACCAGUGGUUACGGUUACGUUUACUCAAGCGACAGUCUAGCUGUGGUAAGAGAGGACAUAUGGCCAUUAGGUGGGAUGACAUGGAAGCCUUGGAACGCGCCUUCACUGUUCUUUUCAUUGGACGGCAGACCUGGGUCUCGCGCUCCUCAUGUUUGGGUUGAGAAAGAGGGAAAUAAAAUCUCAACAAUCGAUAUUUUUGGAAAAGGGUUUGUAUUGCUAGCUGGGAGUGAGGGAGACGCUUGGGUAGCGGCUCUCAAAACGAUUAACGAAAAAUUUCAUGGUCUAGGGUUUACAGGAUAUCGGGUGGGGCCUAAAGGCGAGAUCGUAGAUCAGGGAAAGAAGUGGGAAGCAGCAGCUGGAAUUUCUUCAACCGGGGCGUUGCUUGUGAGGCCCGAUGGUUAUGUAGCAUGGAGGCAGAGGCGAAUGCCAACAGAUGUUUAUGCCAUGCUGGAGGAUGUACUUGGAGAGAUUCUAUGUUUGUGA
Messenger RNA from Talaromyces proteolyticus, 1815 nucleotides. RefSeq names its product putative monooxygenase. NCBI's taxonomy places the organism in Eukaryota, Fungi, Ascomycota, Eurotiomycetes, Eurotiales, Trichocomaceae. The record is from RefSeq and is a predicted model, not a curated record. The transcript has a single exon. Gene Ontology annotation, molecular function: FAD binding. The coding region runs from base 148 to 1815 and encodes 555 amino acids.